AAUUCAGUGUGUUGAAAUCGUGUCCAUUAAGGUUUCGGGCUACUUGGUUGUCAAAUGUUAUGAAUAAUGAGUAGUCUGGUACUGCUUGAGCGUUCGCUGAUGUAAUUGUUGCUGAGAAGCCUAGUAGCAUAGCUGACGUCUAGUGCACGUUUUGUAUCAGCCAGUUAUUAUUAUUUUUUUUUUUUAAAUAAAUAAAUAAAUAAAUCGUUGGUAAUUUUAUAAAUAAAAUGGGAAGAAGUCGGACACCUUCACCUUCACCUAGAAGAAGAGAUCGCUCGAGAGAUAGGUCACGAGAACGUGAUAGAGACAGACGUCGAAGACGUUCUAGGGAACGUCGUCGCAGAUCUGGUGAAAGAGACAGAGUUAAAUCACGAGAUCGUGAUCGUGAACGUGAAAGACACAGAAGAUCAUUCAGUAGAUCAAGAUCUCGUGAUCGUGAUCGUCCGAAGCCUAAACAUAAAGUUGUUGCUGCUGAACGGCCUAAUAUAUCUGAGGCUGAUUUACAAGGCAAGACACCAGAAGAACAAGACAUGAUGAAGAUAAUGGGAUUUUGUGGGUUUGAUACAACAAAAGGGAAAAAAGUUGAAGGCAAUGAUGCUGGUGCUGUUCAUGUUAUUUUAAAAAGAAAAUAUCGUCAGUAUAUGAAUCGUAAAGGCGGGUUCAACAGACCACUGGAUUUUGUUGCUUAAAAUAUUUAUUUAAAUAUAAUUGUUUUUUAAACUCAACUUUAAGUAACAAAGUACAAAAAUAUUUAGCAAAAAAAAUUAGAGUAUUGAUGAUUAAUAAAAAAUUAAAUAUUUUGAUUACUUUAACUUGAUUUAUAAAUAAUUGUAUUGACUGGAAGACGAUUGUUAUUCUAAUUUAAAUUAAGAAGAUUCCCGCCUUGGUCUUUUUGACGGUUGAUUGUAAUCCGUAGAAUCGCUUUCCCCAACAUCUGAUAGGUCCGAUGAGUCAUCGAGCGAGAUAUGUCGCUGUGAAGUUUGAUCGCGUGUUGUAUUUUGUGACAUCAUCUAGAGAAUUCAUUGUAAAUUUAUAUUUUUUAAUUAAUGAAUAGGCAAUUAAUUGAUAAUUAAUUUAUAGAAAUGAAUAAAUACUUGAGUAAUGUCCAAUCUUUCGAGUCCUUCAACUAACUCUGGUUGUUUUAUUCUAAAGUCGCGGGUAAUACUGUGUUUUAUGUGCGCCUCCAAAUGUAUCUAGAAUAAAUAAAUUUUAUUUAAUUAAAUAAUUAA
Messenger RNA from Microplitis mediator, 1229 nucleotides. RefSeq names its product U4/U6.U5 small nuclear ribonucleoprotein 27 kDa protein (gene ytr). Bases 228 to 689 code for a protein of 153 amino acids. The record is from RefSeq and is a predicted model, not a curated record. The transcript is spliced from 4 exons. Gene Ontology annotation, biological process: RNA splicing. NCBI's taxonomy places the organism in Eukaryota, Metazoa, Arthropoda, Insecta, Hymenoptera, Braconidae. Gene Ontology annotation, cellular component: precatalytic spliceosome.